This is a messenger RNA of Pararge aegeria (speckled wood butterfly), 874 nucleotides long. RefSeq names its product growth arrest and DNA damage-inducible proteins-interacting protein 1 (gene CRIF). Bases 69 to 812 code for a protein of 247 amino acids. Gene Ontology annotation, cellular component: nucleus. The transcript is spliced from 3 exons. The record is from RefSeq and is a predicted model, not a curated record. Lineage: Eukaryota; Metazoa; Arthropoda; Insecta; Lepidoptera; Nymphalidae.
AUAAUCAAAAUAUAACCUAUAGAAUUUCAGUUUUGAAAUUAAAAAUAACAAUCUUUUAGCUACUAAAAAUGAAUAUAUGCGUAAGAACUAAGUUCAUUCGAUCCAGCCUCGUGAGUAGUCUUCACCGGUUAUCAACAACAGUGCCAGAAAUCGAACAAAAUGACCAAGUCCUGAUCGACGAUACAGAAGAGUUCCAAGCCAGGGAGGCAGAGGUAAAAAAGAAGAGGAAUAAGUCGCGGCUAUCUGCUGCGCACUUCAACCUGGUUAAUGAUAGACGACCGUAUGAAGAGCCUCACUGCUUAGCCCAUUUGACUGUCAAGUAUAACAGGAAAAUGUAUGGAAAAUACGGUGUUGCAAGCGGUGUCAACCCAAGUCUAUGCUGGCCUUCAAGAAAAGAAAUUGAAGAAAAGAAAGAAUAUGAAGCUGUAGCAUUUCCAUACACAAUCAGGCAGGUGAUGGAUGCAGCAGCAGAGAAGAGAAGAGAAGAGCAGUUGAGAAUAGAACAGAGGGACAUAGAAGUUGCCACUAAAGUUGCUAAGUUAGAGCAAUGGAAGAAGGAACUGAAUGACAAAGUUGCUAAGAAGGCUGCUGAGGUGCAAGCAGCUAAGCAAAAGAAAGAGCGUCUAGUAGAGGAAGUAAGAAGACACUUUGGCUUUACUCUGGAUCCUAGAGAUGAACGCUUCAUAGAGAUGCUGGCAAAGAGGGAGAAAGAACAGAAGAAGUUAGAGAAACAAGCAAAAAUGGAGGCAAAGGAGAAAAUGAUGAUAGCCAAGCUGCAGCAAAAGAAUGUUGAGCUCAGUGAAAAAAGCUAAGUUCUAAUGUAUUUUUUUAUAGGUUUAAUUAUAAUUUAGUAGAAAUAAAAUUGUUAGUUAUA